Messenger RNA from Tremella mesenterica DSM 1558, 876 nucleotides. RefSeq lists its product as uncharacterized. Lineage: Eukaryota; Fungi; Basidiomycota; Tremellomycetes; Tremellales; Tremellaceae. The coding region runs from base 248 to 652 and encodes 134 amino acids. The transcript has 2 exons. The record is from RefSeq and is a predicted model, not a curated record.
GGGUGACAAGAUGACGCCAUGAGAAAACUCUCACGCAUCAUACAUUUACACUCAUGUUAGGAAAUUUUGGGAGGGAAGGGGAGGGGAGGAGAGGUUUGAGUCAAAGUGAUUUUGUGGAGCCAUAUUUAAACCUUUCUAAUUUGUGACGUAGUUCAAGAAGACGUUUGGGAAUACUAUUUAAACCCCUUUUGUCAAGAAGCGAGAUCUAUCUUCCCGUCAAAUACCCUUCGAUUAGUAGAUUCUCACAAUGCAACCCUCGAGCCCAACUAUCUCCCGGACCUCGUCUGUUAACAGCGGCAUCAGUAAGUUUCAAGACCUCAUCGGAAAGUCACCAAGCCGACCGAUUCUGACUAUCUCUCAAGCUUCCGGAAAGUCUGAUUUACCGUCCUCGCCAGAUGAGCUCUUGCAAAGGCUCUAUCGGUUCGACUCCAAUGGCCCACCGUUCCCGCCGUCAGACACUCUUUCUAGCCAGGGCGAGGCGUAUCUGGACCACAGUAUGAUCACGUUCGAACGUGAUUAUGAAUCCUAUCUGAAUCUUCCCAGCUCCAACGCACAAAACCACUCGACGUUUGAAAGAUACGAUUGCACCUUUUGUGGCUACCUCAGCGCAACACCGAAGUGCCCGAAGUGCCCGAGCACAUCUGAAUCCUAAAUUUCGAAACGGGGUUUCAUUUCAGCUUGAGGUCUUCAUGAAAAUGACUCUUUCAAUGUCGAAAUACCGGAAGAGUUCCAGAGUAUCAAGCGUACAUGUUCGUCUCGGUUAAGUGAUCUAGAAUGACCUGUGAAACUGGAAGGGAAGAGAAAGCGAGUGGAAAUUGUUUAGUAGAUGUGAUAAGAUAGAUAGAUUUUUAUGAUGCAGAGAUGACCGGUUUAUCC